CUCCGUGCACCGGGAUCGGCCUCGCCUCCGCACCCAGCGCGCCCCCGCGGGCCCUCCCCGCGCCUCCCGCUCGCCGGGCCCCGCCGCGCCCCCGGGGGGCAGCCGGGCGGCCGCGCCGGGCCCGCGAGGCGGGGUGGAGGCGGGGGCAGGGGGCGGGGAUCGGGGCCGCGCCGCCUGCGAUGCCGGGCGCCCGCCGCAGCCGCCGCCGCCGCCGGAACCCGGGAUGGGGCGAGAGGCUGCGGCGGAUGCCAGCAUCUCCCCGCCGGGGGCCCCGGGGGCCGCGGAGCCGCCGCCGCCGCUGCUGCCGCCGCUGCUGAGACUCGGCGGGCGAUGGGAUGAAGAUGAGACGCUACAAGCUCUUCCUCAUGUUCUGUAUGGCCGGCCUGUGCCUCAUCUCCUUCCUGCACUUCUUUAAGACCCUGUCCUAUGUCACCUUCCCCAGGGAACUGGCCUCCCUCAGCCCCAACCUCCUGUCCAGCUUCUUCUGGAACAAUGCCCCCGUCACGCCCCAGGCCAGCCCGGAGCCGGGGAGCCCCGACCUGCUGCGCACCCCACUCUAUUCCCACUCGCCCCUGCUCCAGCCGCUGUCCCCGAGCAAGGCCGCCGAGGACCUCCACCGCAUGGACUUUGUGCUCCCCGAGGACACCACCGAGUACUUCGUCCGCACCAAGGCGGGGGGCGUCUGCUUCAGACCGGGCACCAAGGUGCUGGAGAAGCCGCCGUCGGGGCGGCCGGAGGAGAAGACGGAGGGGGGCGACGGCUCGUCCGCCAGGGGCCCCGCCCGGCACCUGCUGAGCACCAGGGAGCGCGCGGGGGCCCGGGGCCCGCGGCGCAAGUGGGUGGAGUGCGUGUGCCUGCCGGGCUGGCACGGGCCCAGCUGCGGGGUGCCCACCGUGGUGCAGUACUCCAACCUGCCCACCAAGGAGCGCCUGGUGCCCCGGGAGGUGCCGCGGCGCGUCAUCAACGCCAUCAACAUCAACCACGAGUUCGACCUGCUGGACGUGCGCUUCCACGAGCUGGGCGACGUGGUGGACGCCUUCGUGGUGUGCGAGUCCAACUUCACGGCCUACGGGGAGCCGCGGCCCCUCAAGUUCCGGGAGAUGCUCAGCAACGGCACGUUCGAGUACAUCCGGCACAAGGUGCUGUACGUCUUCCUGGACCACUUCCCGCCGGGCGGCCGGCAGGACGGCUGGAUCGCCGACGACUACCUGCGCACCUUCCUGACGCAGGACGGCGUGGCCCGGCUGCGCAACCUGCGGCCGGACGACGUGUUCAUCAUCGACGACGCGGACGAGAUCCCUGCGCGCGACGGCGUGCUCUUCCUCAAGCUCUACGACGGCUGGACCGAGCCCUUCGCCUUCCACAUGCGCAAGUCGCUGUACGGCUUCUUCUGGAAGCAGCCGGGCACGCUGGAGGUGGUGUCGGGCUGCACGGUGGACAUGCUGCGCUCGGUGUACGGGCUGGACGGCAUCCGCCUGCGCCGCCGCCAGUACUACACCAUGCCCGCCUUCCGGCAGUACGAGAACCGCACGGGCCACAUCCUGGUGCAGUGGUCGCUGGGCAGCCCCCUGCACUUCGCCGGCUGGCACUGCUCCUGGUGCUUCACCCCCGAGGGCAUCCACUUCAAGCUCGUGUCCGCCCAGAACGGGGACUUCCCGCGCUGGGGCGACUACGAGGACAAGCGGGACCUCAACUACAUCCGCAGCCUGAUCCGCACCGGCGGCUGGUUCGACGGCACGCAGCAGGAGUACCCGCCCGCCGACCCCGGCGAGCACAUGUACGCCCCCAAGUACCUGCUGCAGAACUACCACCGGUUCCGCUACCUGCUGGACAACCCCUACCAGGGCCCCAGGAGCACGGCGGAGGGCGGGCCGCGGAGCAGGGGCGGCGAGGGGAGGCCCCCCGCCAGGGCCAAGGCGGAGGCGGUGGAAGGCUAAGGGUGCCUGACGUUCGCGGCCAGGGGCAGGGCAGGGGUGCGGCCGCCCUCCUGUGGUCUUCCUGCCUCCCCCUGUCCUCCGGGGUCCGAGGAGAGGGGACCGGAAGCGGAUGCGUGGGAGAACCUUCCCUGUGCACGCCCUUGUGGAUCAGGGAUCAGGCCUGUGACCUCAGAAACCGGCAUUCCUCAUGCUGAGAGGGGACCCUGACCCUUCCGCCCUCCAAGGAGCUGUGCCAGGAGGUUCCGCGGACAGCGCAUGAUGGUAACCGGGAAGCAGGGGCGGGGGUGGGGGGCUGGAGGAGCUCCCGGUGGCCCGGGAGCUGGGCUGCUGGGAGAGGCCAGCCUUUGGCCCUGCGGUGGGAAGGGCUUGCCAGGAGGUCCCCAGCUCUGUAAAUAGUUGCAUUGGGGUGCAGGAGGAAGCGGGAUUCCAGGAAAGGAGGGAAUAGAAUAGCAUCCAGCUGAGAGGUAGCCAGGGUCCUCGGAAGUGCUGGGCAGGAGCCGUGAACCUCCACCCGCCUCCCCUCAGGGCCCCAGAUGCUCCUGAGCCAACAUAGGCCGGGGCCCGGGAGUCCUCCCAGUUCUGAACCUGGUUGAUGUUCCUUCUUACGUUUCUCUUUCUGUCCAGUGGGCUCCCACUUGGUCCUCUAAGGCCAGGGGUCCAGUUCUCAGGGUGGGAUGGGACAUCAGCCAGCUUAGGGGGUCAGACAUGGGGGUGCCCCACACCCCUUUCUGCCGGAAUCCUCAGCCCCAGCCCUCCACUGUCUCUGGUGGAGUAACCCUUGUCCCCUUCUUGGUGUUGGCUAGAGGCCAGAAAGGAGCCCUGAGGCUGCCCUGGGCCCGGGAGCCACUGAGGCCAGUUCUGUGACAUCUCUCGCCUCUUAGUCUGCCCCACGGGGGCGGGAGACGUAUUCAUUAAAGUAGGUUCUAAGCUGCUGUAAUGAAGAGACCCCGAAAUACAGUGCUUUAAGCAAGACAA
This is a messenger RNA of Pipistrellus kuhlii (Kuhl's pipistrelle), 2912 nucleotides long. RefSeq names its product beta-1,4-mannosyl-glycoprotein 4-beta-N-acetylglucosaminyltransferase (gene MGAT3). Gene Ontology annotation, molecular function: beta-1,4-mannosylglycoprotein 4-beta-N-acetylglucosaminyltransferase activity. Gene Ontology annotation, biological process: N-acetylglucosamine metabolic process; protein N-linked glycosylation. The transcript is spliced from 2 exons. Gene Ontology annotation, cellular component: membrane. NCBI's taxonomy places the organism in Eukaryota, Metazoa, Chordata, Mammalia, Chiroptera, Vespertilionidae. The coding region runs from base 336 to 1937 and encodes 533 amino acids. The record is from RefSeq and is a predicted model, not a curated record.